This is a messenger RNA of Scylla paramamosain (green mud crab), 5010 nucleotides long. Its product is annotated as smad nuclear-interacting protein 1-like. Gene Ontology annotation, molecular function: mRNA binding; protein binding. The record is from RefSeq and is a predicted model, not a curated record. NCBI's taxonomy places the organism in Eukaryota, Metazoa, Arthropoda, Malacostraca, Decapoda, Portunidae. Gene Ontology annotation, biological process: miRNA processing. Gene Ontology annotation, cellular component: nucleus. The transcript has 7 exons. The coding region runs from base 40 to 1629 and encodes 529 amino acids.
UGUUUGAUUUUUUUUCAAAACACAAUAGGUAAAUACGAGAUGCCAAAGGUGUACACAUUGUUUACAUGGCAGGCUGAUGGGGGUAACAGUGUGUGUUUGUGUGAGGUAUCCGGCGUCAAGAUGGGCAAGAGCAAAAAAGACUACCGAGAGGAGGUGGAGUACCACACAGGGUAUGACAGUGCUCCAUCUAGUGAAGAUGAUGAUGCUUCAUCCAGCUCCAGCGACUCCCCAUCUUCCAGCAACAGCAGCAGCAGGGACAGUAGCAACAGUGAAGAGGAGCGGCGCCAGAGGCGGCACGUCAAAAGGAAAAGUUCAAAAGUAAAACGAGAAAAGAGGAGCAAGAGGGCAAACUCUAGUGAAGAUGAAGAUGAAGAAGAGCAGCAACAGAAGCGGAAGAGGGCAAGGCACACAGUGGAAGAACACCCUGACGAGUGGAGGCAUCGUGGAAGCUCAGGAAGCCGGAGGAAGAAGCACCAUCACCAUCACCACCAUCGCAAGCACAAACACAAACACCGACGUCACCGGCGCCACCACAGUGAGGAGCGCGGCAGCCGGGGUGGUGACGGGAGGAACCUGGAGCGCCCCCUGGACGGAAGAAAAGGAAGAGAAGUAGACGAGAGAAGAGCCAGGGAGAGGUUAGAGCCAGAGAGGGAGCGACGGCCCCCUAGAGAGGAGAGGAAGGACAGGAAAGAGGAGAAGAGGAGUAGAGAAAAGGGAAGGAAUGAUGCUAGCAGGCCGGUGAAGAGCAAAUGGGAUGACGAGGACGAUUCCCUUUCCUCUGACAUCAACCGGCGGAUCAAGGUAGAGCCCGGCCUGGAGAAGGAGGAUAGCGAGGGGUGGAAUGGGGAGUAUGAGGAGAGCAACAGCAGGGGGAGGAAACAGAAGCACCAACAGCAGCGGCGGCGGCAACACGCGGAAGAGAGUGUGCGCCCCACCCAGAGAGUGAAGGAGGAGACGGGAAGCAGGUCAUCCUGGGACAACUCUAAUAGUACUGCAAAUUCAGAAAAUGGAAGGACUACUUGGGGGCCAGGUGGUGAUGGUGGUGCUGGUGGUGGUGAUGGUGGUGGUAAUGAUAAUUUUGAAGGGGGAGAGGAGGAGCGACAGAAGCCCAACCUUUCAGUGACAGGGAAGCUUGCAGAGGACACCAACAUGUAUAAUGGAGUGGUGAUCAAGUACUCACAGCCCUCCGAGGCCAGGAAGCCCAAGCGACGGUGGCGAUGGUACAUCUUCAAGGGGGAUGAGGAGCUGCCCUUUCUCCCAUUGCACCGCCAGAGUGCCUACCUCAUUGGAAGGGACCGAAAGGUGGCUGACAUCCCCACUGACCACCCGUCCUGCUCCAAGCAACACGCCGUCCUCCAGUACAGACUUGUCUCCUACAACAGGGAAGAUGGGACAAAAGGUCGCACAGUCAAGCCGUACAUCCUGGACCUGGGCUCAGCCAAUGGGACCUUUGUCAACAACCGCAGAAUUGACUCCAAGAAGUUCGUGGAGCUGCUGGAGAAGGAUGUGGUCAAGUUUGGGUACAGUUCCCGUGAGUACAUCCUGCUACAUGAGGGAUCCAAAGGAGAUGAUGAGGACAUGCCAGAUACGGGAGCUGACCUCAGCCCUGUGUCCCUGUUGAGGAGCUAACACCCAGGGGGACUGUAGGUGGUUGAGGUGGUGGUGGGGUGGGGUAGUGAUGGCAAUGAGGGCAGUAAUGGUGGUGCUUUCUGGUGUGUCUAUAUUUCUCUCUCUCUCUCUCUCUCUCUCUCUCUCUCUCUCUCUCUCUCUCUCUCUCUCUCUCUCUCUCUCUCUCUCUCUCUCUCUCUCUCUCUCUCUCUCUCUCUCUCUCUCUCUCUCUCUCUCUAGUUUGGUCAUACAUACAGUACACAGAAUGUGUACUUUUUUUUAUAACUUUCCAAAAUUAAUCAAACUGAUGAUGCAAUGUGUAAAGUUGCAGCAUUAUUUGCUUGAAACACUAUUGUUUUCCUGAGAUCAUGUAGUAAGAACUGCUACUAUUAUAAAGGCAGAAUCUUCAACUUGCUCAGAAUUCUUCACUUAACAGUACAGCUUUGAAGUUUAUCAGGGGAAAUAAUUUGUCGUGCAAAGGUAGAAUAACCAGGUAACUCUUUCUAACUUCCCUUUUCUGUAAUUUCUCUUCCUAGUCCUGGCUUAUUCUUGUAGCCCAGUGUGUACUGCUAACACACCAGCCAGCCUGAGGGACCUUUGAAGCCCAGACCUCCUAAGAAGUCACCACCAUCACACACCUUUGUCACCCCAACACCACACAUACAGAAGUCCUCAGUUUUAAACAAAACAUUUCCAAAUCCUUGCUGCCACAAGUAGCAGAGCCAGCAGAACAGAUGCUUCAUGUAUCUUCAGCAGAGGAUGAUGCUGCACUCACCACCACUGCCUGUCAUGACCUGCUGCUCUGCCACAGAACCAUUCAUGUACAUAUAUAUCUUAGGCAUCUCCCUCUCCACCUCCACCUUACUCCAGUUUUUUCCAGUUUUAAGUGCAUACAUCCAUUCCGGAAAAUGGUUUAUGCAUGUGCAAACACACACACACACACACACACACACACACACACACACACACACACACACACACACACACACACACACACACACACACACACACACACACACACACACACACACUCAAGCUCCCUGUGUGUCAUUGCAUCUCUCCUCUUCCCUGUAAAACUUGAUUGAAAGCUUAAGAAAGAGAGUGAUAUUGGCCAGCAUUUGUGGAAGGAGAGAACAGCAAGCUCACACAGAUGAGCACAUCAUGUUACUAGAGGAAUUGGUGUUGUCUUGAGUUGACAUCUACAUGUGUCUGUUUUGAGAAUGUGGGAAAGGAAGAAUGUGUGGGUUGGCUAGCUCAUGGCUUGGAUUUUUGCCAUUCAUCUAUGUGUAAUAUUCUUCUGUAGUUUGUGAUGCCCUGUGGGGUUUCAAUUUUAUUUAUAUGAUUGCACUUAAGGACUGCAGUUUGAGUGGUGCAUAUUCUCAUAUAAAUGAAUAAAUGAAUAUAAACCUUUCCAGCUCUUUGCUUGCUACUCUGAGCAUAGAUUGAGACUGGGAUGCACCUUUUGUGACAUGGUAAGCUGUUGAGGCAAGGAGGAAGAAUAUUGAGCAGUUUAACAGAAAAGAACCUGUCCAUUUUAUACCCCCUCAGGAAGUGUAGCAGCAUCAUAGCAAUGGUCUAGCCACAAUUCCUGUACACAGCUUCUGCCCGAGGUUUUGUUGUGAAGUUUGGCCACAGGAGUUGAUGUGAACACUAGCACACAGCAUGGUGGUCACAUCGACCCACUGGAUUGCAUUAGUACAGGUCUUGGGUCAGCCUUUAUGGCAGCAUAGGAAUCUGUCUUUUUUGGAUGUCAAGUGUUUUGUGUACUCACUAAGGUGAAAGUGUUGGAGCACCAAGCCAUUGUAAAGAAUAAUAUUAGGAAGGCAAUUACUCCCAAAAAUUGGUCACAAUAGGUACAUAGAUUUCAAAGUUUGCAAGAAGAAAAAGGUUCCUAACAAUCAGAAUAUGAAACAGUCAGAUGUAUUUGUUAACUGAAUGAGUCAUGGCACCCCAAUAACGAUUUAUGAAGUUAAGGAUCAUGAGAUAGUGUUACCUCUCCCACUGAGAUGGAAAGGAAAGACAACCUGAAGAAUAUUCUGGAAUUGAAUGGACACCAAUUUCAAGUAUUGUAGAAAAAGCAGAGAACAAAUGUGAUAUUUUACUUAAUUCAACAUCAUCCAAGACCAAGAGUAUCCAUUUUAACAUGUAAUACUUUGCCAAUACUUUAUUAUGGGUGAAUUUUUGUGUCACAAUUCACAUUAAAGAAACUUGAGUGUUACAAUAGAUCUUCUCCAUCAGGCAUGUUUGGUGUACCUGAGUGGAGAGCUUGCUCCUCCCCAUCACCCCUGAAGCCCAGGGAAGGCACAGCUUUGCUUAUGAGGUGCGAUCAAAAAGUUAGGAAAUUUUACAUCUGUGAAAAGCAAAGACCGUACCUGAUUGAAACUUGUGCCUAGAUCCUUCAAAUUAUUCAACUUGUCACUCUCAGCACUUCUGCUACACUUGGAAUGCUACCUAGGAAUUCUCUUCUUUUAAUUUGUCAAGCACUGUCUACUAUUUGCACUGGAUCUUUUUUUCCAUGGUGUCAAAACAUCAAACUUUCAUCCUGAAUUUUACCUUAAGAAGAGGAGAACUUUGCAGGGUGCCAGAUCUGGCAAAUAAGUCAUGGGAAGUGAUUCUGUGAAUUUGAUCACAAAAAUGUGCAGCCCAGGUUCCUAUGAUGACUGCAAGAUGCCACUCAGCUUGCAGGUUCAUGAAUGUUACUGUUAGCUCAUUUGCAGCAGAAAUAGUUUAGAACUUUUGAUUGUACCUCUUAAAAUUUAGCUGUAGGAGAGGAGCACAAAUAAUUGCACAUUUUUCCUGACUCGAAAAGCUGGAUUCUGAUGUAUUGUCUGCCUUCUCUUUUGAGGACAUAAUUUGGAAUAAUUGUGUAAAAUUAAUAAGAAAUGCAAAAUCAGAAGUGAAAAUUUCAAAGCUGGGUACAAUGGAAACUUCACGACCUAGUUUUUUUGCGUGUGAAUAUAUGUAAAUAAUACUUGUGUUGAAUUAGCUACUAAACAGACCACAGCAGGAUGAGGGUCAAUCAGAAAAGGUGCCAAUGCCUCAUAAUGGUAAAGAGUGCUUUUCCAUUGUGUUAAACCAGUUGAGGUGGCUUGGAUUGCUGGGAACCUCAGAUUGGUCUUUGAUAAAAUAAUAUGUACUUUUAUCAGCAUUAGGGAAGCUGAGUGUGACAAGGAUUAUAAUGUGAGGACAAUUAGAUGUUUAGUUGGAUGGUUUAGGGUGGAGGCCCUGUAACAGGGAGGGGAGGGAGAGGCAAGUGUAUCACCAUCACCUCACUCUUCUUUGUAAGUCUCUUCACUCAUUAUUCACCAGAGUUUCAAAUGAAGGAAAACCUUUAGAGCUCAGUAGUAGUGAGUGCGUAGAAUAAAUGUCUUAAUCUAUUUCAAUAAAGUAUUUUUUUGUUAA